Messenger RNA from Cataglyphis hispanica, 1791 nucleotides. It is a transcript of the gene CCDC151, whose product is annotated as trichoplein keratin filament-binding protein. Gene Ontology annotation, cellular component: cilium. The coding region runs from base 281 to 1696 and encodes 471 amino acids. Gene Ontology annotation, biological process: cilium movement; outer dynein arm assembly. The transcript has 10 exons. The record is from RefSeq and is a predicted model, not a curated record. NCBI's taxonomy places the organism in Eukaryota, Metazoa, Arthropoda, Insecta, Hymenoptera, Formicidae.
GCGCGUGGCCGCGUGUCGCGUGUGAAAGCACGUUAAAGUCCGGGCGGAUCAGUUUCUACAGAGAGAGAGAAGAGAAAGCCUGAGAACAUAAGAGGCGAACGUCUGGAGUGCGCCGCCACCAUGCUGCAUCCAGAGUAUAUCGCGAGAGAGUCAAAGAAAAGCUAAUUUUGAAGAAUACGAUGCAAAGAAACGUGAGAAUGCUCAAAAGAUUGCUGAUCUCAAGAAAGAGAUCAAAGAGCUCUACGUGAAAUAUGCGGGAGCGAAAACUAAUAAAGAAGCGAUGGAGCGGGCAGCUGUGCUGAGUCAUGAUCUUAUAGCUUGCUCGAAAAAAGGCAAUUUGGAGGAAAUUAUUGCUACAGCAAGUGAGAAUAAUAUACGUCUAAGAAAAAAACUAGAUUUAAUUAAAUAUGAAAGAGAGAAGCAAGAAGAGACUUUAAAUGUUUUACAAACAGAACGCAAGGAAUUGGCGCGUAGACGCGGUCAUUGCGUGUUCAAGAGAAAGACGGAAAAACCUAUGAAAAAGAAAAUUGAGAAUCUGGAAGUUCGAUUGGAGCAUAUCCGAAUGAUGCAAAUUAGAGCGAAUAUCUCGCGCAUGAAAUAUCGCUCUGUUUCCUCCAAUUUAAAAGAAAAGUCUGUUUUUUAUGCCUCUUCUUUGAAAGACCUAGAGGACAGCAUAAGACAACAAGAGAACGAGAUCAAACGCUUACAGGGAGUAAAGGAGGAAGCUAUAGAAUUAAGAGAUAACACUCAAGAAACCCUGGUGAAGGAGGAAAUCGAGGAGAUAAAUUCCAGCAAAAAACGCGAUUCCGUCAUCAAAGAAUGCAGACAGCGCGUUUUGGAGCGUAAAAUGGAAUUGGAAAGGCUGGAGCGCAUGAUAUUUCAUACUCGUCGGGAUGAUUUCGAAACACGUGGGAAAAAUCGGACACAGGCACAAGAAGACAUUAUCAAGGACGAGCUGGCGCGACUGGAGGAAACGUUCGCCAAACUGCGGAAUGCUACCGGAGUGUCCAGGUCAGAGGAAGUUCUGAACCGGUUUCUGGGUCAGCAGGCGACCAAGGAGAGUCUACAGAAAAUGCGAGCGGCGACGGAACAAGAGAAGAUGAUGCUUGAAAAGAAGAGGCAGCAGCUCAGCGCCGAGAUGGAAACGAGAAAAUUUUCGGAAACGAAAAGCGCCGAACAGAACGCAGAGAUAGUGGCAAAACUCAAUUCGCAAAUUGACGAACAACAACGUCGUAAAGAGAGAGCCGAGGUUGCAAGUCAGCGAGUUCGGGAAGUCCUAAACGAUGUAACUAGUACGCUAUAUAAACUGUAUGAAAAGUUCCAGCAUGUAACAGGUACUCCUGUGUUGGAAGAUAUUAAAAUGGAUGAUACGUUAGCGAUUAUCGAAUUAUUAAGCGAUAAAGUCAAACACGAACUCGAUGUUUUAAGUGCAUCUGACAAAUAUCUUGAAGCGAUGGAUGAAGUCUUACUCGAGAAGUUGGAAACAAUGUCGGUGGCUACGACUUCGGCAGAAGGUAGAACAAUGCGUGCAAAUACUGGCCGGCCAUUGUUUCCACAAUUUCCAUCCUGCGCGAUUCCGGCUGCUCCUCUUUCAGAAGACGAAGAGGAAGUCCCAUCCCGAAACGGAUUAAAGAGACAGGCACAAUUGCUCGUCGAUACAAAAAGUCGUCGUAAAGGAUUUGCUUUUAGAAGAUAAAUUGUUCGAGCUAUAAAAACCAACAAAACUAAACCAACUAACAAAAUUCUAUUUUGUUCAUAUCCUCUUAUAAAAUUGGUAUAAAAUAAUUAUAU